Molecule: messenger RNA, 10877 nt
Organism: Paramuricea clavata
Lineage: Eukaryota; Metazoa; Cnidaria; Anthozoa; Malacalcyonacea; Plexauridae
Source: the annotation of a GenBank genome assembly
AUGGGUGAUAUGGCUUCAACAUUUAGUCAACACAUUUAAGUCGAAACAAACGAAUUAUUUUACUACAAAUCUUUUCUUUAACGUGGUUAGCUAAUGCCUUAAACGUUUAUCGUUUUAUAUUCUCAAGAAUACUCUAAGUAUUUUAAAGUCAGGGUAUGUAUUUGUUGAGAAUGAUAGCGCUCUCGUGUUGAUGUGACUUCCCGUGCCCGCCUGCUUUACUUCAAUCGAUAUUUAACGGCUGGAGUUCAUACAUGUUACAUGUAAUAAAGAAAUGAAGAGGAAAUUUUAUGGUCGUCAGUGGCUCUUCGAAAAGAUUCACGAUACGAUAGAAAAAGGUAAAAAUUUGGACCCACCAAAGUAUAGAGGUGUAGCCAUACUUGGUCAAGCGGGUUCUGGGAAGACUUCAGUAUGCUUGCAGUUGCUUCAACCCAAUGAGAACGAUAGCAUUAAAAAAGAAUUGUCUGAAAACAUUAUUGCGUAUCAUUUUUGUGAGGCUGACAAUCAACAAUCUUUAGAUGUUAGUCAGUUUAUACGAAACAUAGUGUUACAGUUGUGUAAACAUGAAAAACUUGCUAACUAUAAACAACAAUACAACUCAAGCGACAUUCAAGAUCUCGUGAAGAAAGAACACAAAAAUGAAGAUAUUAUAAAUAUAUUUAAGAAAGUUAUUGUUGAUCCACUCAAGGCAUGUGAGGUUAAAAAUCAGAGAUUGCUUUUGAUAGUGGAUUCAAUUGAUGAAUCAUUGUUUGAAGGUAGUAGCCCAGACACUGAUGUUAUUACCAUUUGUAGUUUACUCGUUAUCGCCCUGCAGCAGAACUUAUUACCCCCAUGGCUAAGAUUAAUAAUCACCGCUCGACGGCAGUCUAGAGAUGUAAUGAAAAUGUUUUCUGGUCUGAGAAAGAUUACUUUGGAUGAUUUAAAGAAGUCAUAUGUAGUGAAAGAUGUACAACAGUAUAUUUUAGAUCGCCUUGAUGCUGAUCCUGACUUGAGGAAGCACUUGACACGCCACACUGCUGAACAAUUUAAUUUACUCCACGUCAAAAGUAAUGGGUGUAUUUUAUACCUUGAACAGAUACUAGACAAUGUUAUCAAGGGUGUUUUGACCAUUGAGGACGUCAGUGACAUUCCUGGGACAUUAAAUGGUCUAUAUUUAUGGUUAUGUCAGCGAUUGUUUACGGAAGAUGCUUAUAACACUCAUCUCAGACCAAUAUUGGAAACAUUGUUAGCAACCAAACAAAACUUGUGUUUUAAUGAUUUGAUUAGUAUCAUCAAAUUAGUGAAUGAUGGUGUUAUUAACGAGAAGGAUGUUCAAGACAGUUUAGACACUUUGUCACCCAUGUUGGUCCAGGAGGAUGGUAGCUAUCAUUUUGUUCACCAUUCAUUUAGUGAAUGGCUGAUUGAUGUUAAGCAUUGUACCCGAAGGUUCCUGUGUAAUGUUGCCAAAGGUCAUGCAAUGUUAGCUGUUUAUUUCAUGUGUGGAGGCAAAACAUUAACUUUACAAGAGAAUGAGAGGUUCCUGUCGCAUUUAUUACAGAGUCAAUAUCCUUCAAGUGACCCAACCAAAGUAGAGCAAUGGUUGAAAUGGAGUGGUGUACGUGCUCAAGAUGCAGGCACACUUGGGGAUAUUACAAGUGAGAGUACACAUAAACUUGGAGAUGUCCAAGCUACAUUGCCACAUUGUGAAGAUGAAUCAUGUGCCCCCAAGAGAAAUGAUGAUGUUGAAUCAUGUGCUCAAAUUAAUAACAACCUAGACAAAGAAGAUAAAGACUGCACACCACUCUUGAAAGCAGCACACAGCGGCAACUGUAAAGAAGUACAUUCUCUCCUCCAGAAAGGUGCAGAUGUAAAUUUUAUCGACAGAAGUGGUAAGACAGCAUUGAGUGUUGCAAGUGGCGAGGGUCAUGUCAAGAUAGUUCAUGAUCUAAUAAACUGUGGUGCUGAAAUAAACACUCGUGACUCCAAUGGUUGUACACCAUUGAGAGCAGCAGCAAGAUGUGGUUCAUCAGACACAGUGACGUUACUAUUGAAACAUGGUGCCAUACCUGACCUGGCUGAUAACAAUCAGAGAACAGCUAUGAGAGCUGCUGCAUGGGGUGGACAUACAGAUAUUGGUAAGUAAUACUGUCCAGUACACCAUAAUCAACCAGAUUCUAGUGUCAACCAGAUUCCAGUGGUGGAUUUAAAGGGGGGGACAGGUGUCCAAAUCACUUUUCCAAAUUAUGUGCAAACCUUUUUUGAACACUCGACAAACAGAGGCAGGGGGGCAAACAAGAAUUUACCCGAUAUUUAUUAAAUUGCUUGACCAAAAUUGCCUGAUUUUUAAAUACAAACUGGCCAAUAAAAUAUAAGCCCUGGGCUUAUAUUCUUUCGUUAGUAAUUUUUGAUGGGCUUAUAUGAGGGGGGGGGCUUAUAUACGGGGAGGGGCGGGGGGUGGGGCUUAUAUACGGGGAGGGGCUUAUGCAUGGACGAUCUUUUGUGUUAGUAAUAAACAAGUCAGUCAUAAACAGGAAAAUUAACAUGUAUUAAUAACGUGCUUUGAUUAACAUAGUAAGCUAUAAAGACAAUGACAGUGUUUUUAAAUAUUGUUCUCUGCUAUAUUAAAAGACAAUGUCAAUGUUGAAUAACGUAGUGGGUUACUGGGUUUAUGUUCGGGGACUUAUAUUCGGGGGGCUUAUAUUCAGGGGGGCUCUUAUAUUCAGAGGUUUACGGUAUUGUGUUCAGAUUUUCCACAUUUAGUUUCCAAAUACAAUUGCUAAAAAUCUGUUGCUAUAAACCCUUGAUGAGUAUAAAAAUCAUCUUGUGUUAAUAAAUAUAGUAAAAUAAUAAAAUGGGUGCAUUAGGAUACAAUGAAACUUAAUGUGUUAAUUUCACUAAGUACUGAGGUUGAGAACAGGUCACUGCUAGCUGUGAAUUUUAGGGGCGAAACUAGGCCCUCUUAAUUUGGGGGGUGUCUGCCAGAAUUGCCCUGCCAGAAUUGCCCUGCCAAAACCAAUGAUGCCCUGCAGCAAAUUUUUAUUUCUGAGACCAUAUUUUCCCCAAAAAUGUUGGCUAGCGAGAGGGGGGGGGGGUUAAAAUUUUUUCCGCACUUUAAAAAAGAUGGUCAAAAAAAUUUUUCCAGACAUAAACCAGUUAAAUUAAUGUUCAAUUUUUCCGUACAAAUUCCUGUUAAAACAUAGGUGAAACCCUUUUUUGGACCAAUAUCUGUAAAAUUUAGGUCUAUGAAUUCCCUCUGGAAACCCUGUAAGUUACUUAAUAACACUACAUUCUAUCAUUUACAAUCUUGAUUGCCCUGGCAAUCCAGAUGAUUGCCCUGCCAAUCCAGAUGAUUUGUAUUUUGGGGGGUGUCCAUACCCCCCUCAAGUUUCGCCCCUGACAACAAGGUAAGGGCAAAGCAGGGCGUUGAAAGCCAACAAGCAGGGCAUUGAAAGCCAAUGCAAGUGCCAAUGCUAAUGCCAAUUGAUGCUAAAUUUGAGGCCUGCCAAAUUGUGUUUACAUGUUGCUUACAUGGUUGAAUUUUUCAUUUAUCUACUAUCUAUGGUUGCUUAGAAGAAGAUAGAUCUUCUGUCCAUGCAGUAGGAAUUAGUAAUUAAUAAACCUGCUAGCAAUGGUUAGAUUUAGCUUGCAGUAAUGAGCAAUAAGCUGUUUGGCAAUUUUAAAUUGUUAUAAUUGUAAUUUUAUGCUGGCAAAGUUAAUAAGUGUUAAAUGCAUAUGAACAUACUACAUAAGCCUUGAGGUAAAGCCUCAACUUUUUUGUUUUAUUCUGUUUGAAGCAGGAAUUUUGAUACCACCAAUGAAAGACAAGAACAAUUUAAUUAAGUAAAGUUAGCAUUAAAUCUCCUCCAUUACUUGGCUUGUUUUGUUCAAAAUAGAAUGGAACUCUUGUUUUCAUUGGUAGCUUUCAAAUGUUAUUACGUAUUUUGUUUGUAAUCUAUAUGUAGGUGAAGGGGGAACUUUUUAAUUCUUUAUAUCAUAUAUCAUUAUAUCAAUUCUUCAUGUCAUAUGUUUUCUAGAAUUUUAGUCUUAUAUAUUCCUGAAGUGACAAGUGAUGACAAAGACUGUCAACAGAACCCAAUGCUGUGGAAAUUAAGUCACAGCAAAAUAAAAUUAGUGAUGCAUUGAUAUUCAUUUGUAAAUUAUGGUUGUGCUUGUGUAUUUCUGAGCAACAUGAAAUUGGAUGUGCAGUUUGUUUUACAACAGAAAUAUCACUCACUCGAUUAAUACUUUUGAUAAAACAAGGAGUAAAUAUUUCUGGAAGCCAGAAAUGAUAACACAAAUAUAGGAGGUGUAUUUAACCCAUUAACACUCAACACCUUCGUCUUGGCUACUUAAUUAAAUUGUCUGGCCUUAAAUGCAGUAAAAUAACAAAAUAGGGUGCAUUUUGUGGGUGCAGUUUAAUGAGUUGAUAACAUUGGUUGAUAAAUGAUAAUGUCAAUAAUGUACAGUGUGCAGUACUGUAUUUGGUAUGGUGUAUCAUAUAUAUUGAUUGAUAUGGUCCUGAAAUACGACCAAAUUACCUCCAAACACUAUGAAUUUCAAGGAGUUGAAUUAACUCUAAAAAUGUUAUUCUCUCACCGUUUGUUAAUCUGUCAACAAAAAGGUGAGAGAAUAACACUUUUGGAGUUUCAACUCCAUGAAAUUUACAGUGAAAGUAGUACAGUACUAUAUAGAGUACAGCUUAUAAAAACUUAUAGAUGUAUAACUUUCUCUUUAUAGUUUAAUAAAGUGAAUAAACACAACAGUUUAAUCUAGCAUGACUGGGGUUAAUAUUAUAUACAUUCAUUUAUAAGCUGGAACGAUCUGUACCAGUGUAGGUAUGAGUCUAGUGACAAUAACACCAGAAAGUUGCAAAUUGAGAGGGAUGCAACUACCUGAAAAAUACAAGGAAAACUCUGAAGUUUCGAGAGAAGCCCUUCGUCUGGCCUUAGCGAAACGUCAGGCUCGAAACGUUGAAGAUUUCCUCGUAUCUUUCAUUGAUUUAUGGGGUACAUAGCCGUACAUAGCCUUACAUAGCCAUAUACAGGGACGCCGGAACGAUAAUAGGGCAAAGGGGGGCGGACGCACCCCAAGGGCACCUUUACUGAAAAAUUUUUUUUCACUGCAAAAUUUUUUGGCGACCCCCCCCCCCGUCGCCAAAAAAAUUUCGGUCAGUGUACCAUUUUAGGGGUCAAAAAUUUUUUCCGGACAUACAAAAAUUUUCCGUGAAGCCCAAAAUUUUUCCGGAUAUCUUAAAUUUUCGCCAUUUCUUCAAAAUAUUUUUCUAAAUUCCAAAAAUUUCCCCAAAUUUUUAUAAAUAUAAACUAUAAAUUACCUGAAUCUCGUGAUUUUCCUACAAAAAGCAUCGUUGGAAAUGUGAUUUAUCACGUAUUAUUUUACAACUAAAAGGGCACUUCUGCCCCCCCUAGCAAAAGGCAAGGGGGGCAGCCGCCCCCCCUGCCCCCCAGUUCCGGCGUCCCUGGCCAUAUAAAUCUAAAUUGUUGGGGUCAAGCAUUGGCCGCGGUGUAGAAUAUAUAAAGCUUUGGUUACGCUUACAUAUAACCUUUUCUAUAUAGUUCUUCAGUUGUUGCAGAAAGGUGCUGAUCCAAAUCAUAUGGACAGGGAAGGUCGAACAGCUUUGAUUGCAGCUGCUCAUACUGGUUGUGUCAAAACUGUUGAAGUGUUGUUAGAUCAUGAAGCAAGUGUGAAUCAUGCUGAUAGUGAUGGAAGAACAGCAUUGGCCGUGUGUAUUCUCUCAGAAUUCUUGAAGAAUCAUCUUGGUAAGAAUUUCUUCACUUCCUGUCAGAAAAUUGUCUUUAUUUUGUUUCGUUAUAAUUCACUAUAUAUAUAUAUAUAUAUAUAUAUAUAUAUAUAUAUAUAUAUAUAUAUAUAUAUAUAUAUAUAUAUAUAUAUAUAUAUAUAUAUAUAUAUUAUAUAUAUAUAUAUAUAUAUAUAUAUAUAUAUAUAUAUAUAUAUAUAUAUGUUUGAUUCCUUGAAAUUCCUGUUUUUUUCCCAAGUCAGUCAGUUGCCAGGUCGGUCAGUUAGGUAGUCACCAUUCGGAAAAUUUGAAAGUUAACGAUAGUAGAGAGUCAACGAUAAACGUAAGUAAAGGUGCGAGGAUACGUGGUUGCCUAACGGACACGAAGGAGAAAAUACGUAAAUAUGUGUUCAUAUCAGAAAUUACUUUUGAACGAUUUUUUGGCGGAGGACUUGUGGGCGGGAAAAUUAGGGCGAGAGAACGGCGCGUGGACAAGAAAUACGCGAGUCUAGCGUCUCGAUUUCAACCGUUGAUGUAGCAGGUAGAGAGUGUACCCAUUCGCGGCUGUAGCUACGUACAUAUGUACACCAUACUGACCAUAGGAUAUUCCAGGCUUUGCGGUAUCCCGUUGGCUUUUGCGGCAGAUUUCUCUAAACAUGCAGGGGCCAGUUGUACGAAAACCACAUGACAUGACCAAUUGUUUGAGUAUAGAAACCAUUUGUUUGUAUAUAGCUAUUGGUGGGCAUGAGUCUCAUGCUGGUCGGCUUUUUUCCGUUGAUUUUGUCCGUCUAACUUACGUCCUUUCCCUUGUUAGCUGCCAUCAUAAUAAAAAUGUGCAUAGUUUCCCUACAAUAAGUACAGUAUAUAUGUAUUACAAAAAAUCAAUUAAUCUAAUGAAUGGAAAAUUUCCUUAUUUUUAUGUUAGAUGUGAUAAAAGUUCUGUUGGAAAAUGGUGCGGAUGCAAAUCAUCCUGAUUUUGAUGGAAUGACUCCUCUAUGUUUGGCCAGUAUGUUGGGUCAUAAAGAUGUUGUGCAACUGUUGUUAGAGAGACAUGCCGAUGUGGGACAUUGGGAUAGACAUGGCAGAACUCCUUUAAUGUUGGCUUCAGCGAAUGGACAUCAUACAGUUGUGAAGUUAUUACUGGAAUGCCAAAGAGGUUUGUAGACGUUUUCCUGCUUAGUUUUUUGCAGCAUGACGGACACUAUAUAGGGGGAGGGGGAGAAGGAUAACCUCGAACGGUCUUUGCCAGUGUAGGUUGUGACGAUAAUAAGAAAGCUGCGCAUUGAUAUAGGGAUACAACUACCUGAAAAAUACAGGCAGAAGGGUAACCACCGACCGCGAUAACGCAUUGCUUAUCAUGGUCUGGUUAUCCAUGAAUACUGAAAAGUGGUUCUGCAUGUAAUAAUUAUGCUAACCCCAUGCCAUUUCAAGGUGAAUGUUUUGUGCGUAUAUAUGGGGAUAAAAUGCGUCAUUUUAAUGAGUUUUUUCGCCUCAUUUUUACGUUUCUGUGUUUUUGAUUUAUGUUUUUUGUAAUGGAAUAAAUGGAUGCAACGUCGUAUUAACUAGUUAUACAGCUAUUUCAAUUAAAGAGUGUCACUGAGACAAUAGUCAAAUAUGCAAUAUGGGCGCUGAUAGUUUUAAGUAAGUUUUAGUAUAUCAGUAGCCUCAUGGGGAUACUUUCAGCGACAGCUCCCAAUGCAAAUGUAGUUUUAGAAUAUACAAAAUCUGGUUGUUGAUGAAACAAUUUAAAUUUUGAGUUGUCGCGUGUAGCAUCACAAUAAAUCAAUCAAUUGUAUCGGUUCCACGAGGCACGACGAAGGAAGUGACAAGGAAUUGUUUAUCUCGUAAAAACGUUCUAAUCCACAUUUUUGAGUAACGUGUAUGGUUGGUAUGUUAGAUGAACAAUUAGGCCAAAUCGUCAUUAGUGCUGUCUAGAAAACAAAUAAAACAAAAGGCCAAGACAAAGAAAACAAAGGCCUAAUGUGACGGUGUUUGGCCUAAUUAUUCAGCAAACCAUUACCUACUAACCCUGGUAACGUGCCUGCUCUAGCCUAUGCCUGCAUGCUCGACCCUAGACAGUUCUUGCCGUGUCUUUUUCAAUUUGAAACUUUACACUAUCCUUGGAUCCCUAGUUUUGUUACCGAUUCGCUAAAACGUUCCGUUAGCAUUCAGCAGUGUUUUUGAAACAAUAGAUCUUCAAUUUCAACAAUUACAAUUAGAAAAGGUUGGAAUGUUAUUUUAAUUCAAUGUCUUCUGUUUUGUAUUAUAGGUAAACAGGCAGAGAUAUCAAAAGAGAAUUUCUUCAAAAAGGAUAACUCUGGCUGGACGCCUUUGCUAGUUGCCGCAUUCAAUGGUGAGUCUUUCGUUCAUGGACAUGAUAUAUUGUUGGUCAUUGUAGUAUGAUUAAUGUAACUAUUCUUGCAGGAUUUGAGUCAGUUGUUCAGCUGCUUCUAUUUUACGGUGCUCCAUUAAGUGAUGUUGAUGAAUCCAAGCGUACUCCAUUGAUGCUUGCUGCACAUGAAGGUCACACUGUUCUACUUGAACAACUUAUUUGUGCUGGAUCUUCCGUAAAUGCGAAAUCUUCUGAAGGACGUACAGCCAUUCAUUAUGCGACAUUAUUUGGUCAUAUUGACUGCGUGGAAAAGUUGUUGCAAAAAGAAGCUGAUGUAAAUGUGUAUGACAGUCAUGGUAUUACACCAUUGAACUAUGCCGCGAAGGAAGGUAUGUGAGAUUUUCUAUAAAGUAAAACUCGAGAAUAUACCGCAUGUAAUGCGCAUGGUCAGAGUUGUAGACUCGAGUCAUGUGACUUGAAUUCCAGUCGCGAUUCUUGUGACUUGACUUGUUAAUCAGGUUAUUGACUUAUGACUUGACUUAGACUUGAACAAAAUGACUUGUGAUUUGACUUGGACUUGCAAGAAAUGAUUUGUUACCAACGCAAGUUAAACGUACAAGAAUAGUAUAUAUACAAGAAGAGUAAUUUAGGAUACCGUAAGUGCAUGUGGUGCAGUGACAAAAUAAGAAGCCAGACAAGAAAAAUUUUAAAAAUAAACAGAUGUAAUUAACAUUUAGAAUUGUUCUUCUUUCCCAGGCAAUGCCAAAUUAUGUGAAGUGCUGUUGAAAGGUGGAGCGAAAGUGAACUGUCAAGAUCCAAGUGGAAGAACUCCUCUACAUACUGCAGCGUGGAGUGGAUUUUAUAGUGUCGCUGAAAAAUUGAUUGAGUAUGGUGCAGAUGUAAAUCAUGUUGGCCUGAUGGGAUAUACACCACUAAUGACAGCUGCCUGGCAAGGACAUACUUCUGUUUUAAAUUUACUUCUGAAGAGGAACGCCAUGGUUGAUGUAGUCUCGAGCAAUGAUAAAGCAACAGCUCUCAAUAUCGCUGCUCAAGAAGGACAUGAAGAUGUUGUCAGACUGUUACUGAAUCAUAGUGCUUCGACAUUAGCAGAUAAAUAUGGUAGAGAUCCCAUGAAGGUUGCUAAACAAGCAGGUACAGUAUUACACACCGUGUAAUUUGUUUAGUUGAUAGUUUUACGUUUCCGCCGUGAAUAUUUCCUGCUGCGAAUUAGGGUUAAACUUAAUACAGUUCACUUAGAUAAACCACUCCGAUCUUUUUAUGAUGGAGCUGCCGUGGUUCGGGCUUGAACCAUCUGAAAUAGAUUAAAAAAUUAAUAUUGACCCUAAUCCUUACCCAGACGAAACAGCAAGACAUGGCGCUCUAUCCCGCUUUCGUUCGUCUACCUUCGUUCAGAAUGAAUAUUUUUGCAAAAUUCAUCGUGAAUUUGUUCUGAACGAAGGCGGAAGAACAAAUUCGGGGAUAGAGCUUCGUGUCUCGCUGUUUUGUCAGGGUCAGGGUAAGGAUUAGGGUCAGUAUUCAUAAACGGCCGGACAUGAAUCUAUAACGGGAAGACUCGUUGAGCAACCACCAGUGACCCCAAAAACUCAGUAGGCGUUGAGCCAUUUUGAAUACUGACUAUGCUCAAUUGCUCAAACUGAUCCCCAAGCCCCACUCCUUGGAGUACAAUUAAUACAAUUAUAAUUGCACUCCUCUGACCUCUCAACCAAUCAGAAAUUUUGUCAUGCUAAUAAUAAAAAGUGUAAUAUGAAUUUGUUUUCUAAAGAUAGUAAGAAAAAAUGUUCUCUUUCGAUAAUUUGCAGGAAAUCGAGCAGUGGUGAACAUUUUAGAUUCCUUCAAUUCCUUAUCAAUGAGUGAUGGGAACUUUACCAACACUUUGAAGAGACAGUUUCCUAAGCUAACGAAAGCCACUUCGAGCGUGGAAAAUCCCUCACCUGUACUAGCAGAACAACAGAAGAAAUGCAUAACAAGAACGACGUCCAAUACCAGCUCACGUGGUAAGAAUGGCAGCGAAGAACUGGCUGAUUCAAAUACAAGUAUUAGUUCAACUGAUCCCUCCACGCCUUAUGAUGAAGAAUAUUCACAUUCUUAUUGUGGUCCGUUUGGCGAAAUGUCGACGGGAAUGUCCUCAAUGUCGAGUUUAAAACAAAGUAAAACAACAGUAUUAACAAGCUCUACUAUGGCAAUGGAUGAUGAAGUUUUCUUUGGAAGAUCUAUGUCCAAGGAUUCUGUUCAUAAAAUACCUUUUGACUUUAAUAUCGCAUAUCAUGGCUGUGAUCCUAUCAACUUAAGAAAAGCUUUAGAAAUGCCUUCAACGGAAACAACGUUAUGAACUGUCCAAUAUAAUUAUAAUAACGAAUAGAAUAUAUAUAUUAAGAAUUAAUGUUGAAUGUGUUAGGAGUACUGCCCAAGCAUUUUAUCUAAGCACAUAACUAAGGAUAUUCCGUGAAUUGAUAACAUUUACUGUAAUUCUUCAAGCUUUGACUAAAUUUUAUCCUAUGACUGUAAUUUUUUUUAUCAAUUAACGGAGUUUCCAUUGUUUUGUGUUUAAGAAUUCGUUGGGUUUAUCGCUUGUUUUACGGGAAAGAAUUCAGUGUACAAUUUUGACUCGCGACUGAGUUGUGUUGUUAGAUAGGGACAAUUUUAAUACAAAUGGAAGAUAUAUAGUGUAACAUAAUGUAAUGAAAUAGUUUGUGGAAUAGUUUGUUAUGUGUUGAGAGCGUGUUGUUUAUUGUCAGGAGACUUGCAUGCAGCAGGAAUAUGCAUGGCAACCUUGCCAACCAGGCUUUUUACCCC